This is a messenger RNA of Rotaria sp. Silwood2, 4833 nucleotides long. The record is from the annotation of a GenBank genome assembly. NCBI's taxonomy places the organism in Eukaryota, Metazoa, Rotifera, Eurotatoria, Philodinida, Philodinidae.
GCGAGAUUUUCGAGGAAAAAAAAGUUCAAUGAAAAACAUCGAAACAUAUACCAUUUCAUUCAGUUUUUCAUCCUGAUUUCAAAUAUGUCUGUAAAUCGGUGAUUACAACUACAUAAAACGAAAAUCUGGACCCAAAAACAUUAGAUUUUAUGCUUUUUUAUGCAAAAAAUCUUUAACAUUUUGGCUAUAACCUUUUUCGGCCGGAAUUUUUUUGUGAAAUCUUUUCAUAUCUCUAUCACUCUAGUAUUCAGGAAGUUUCUCUAUAAAUAUCUCAUUGCGGCACGUCUUUUUCUCAGAUCUGCGGGUCAUUAUGUAAAAUCAUGAUUUUUCAGAAAUGCUAUAUUUUUACCAGGAUUUCUCCUCUAAAGUUACAGUCAAGCGUGGUGUAUGAAUUUGAAAUAUCUCGUUUUGUAGAGAAUUUAAAGCUCUAUCGAAUGCCAUCGGAAAGAAAUUCUUAAGCAUCUUUCUUUUAUUUUUAGUAGACCAUUUUUCAUCAGCAGGUGCAAGCAAUACCUGAGAACAUCAUUUUCAGUCUUUCUCAGUUACUGAAAAGGCUUGAGAAAAAAUAAAUAUAUGGAAAGAUAGCCCAUUCAAUGCUCUACAAAAUCCAUAUUAAACAAUCUGAAAUAUCAAAAAUUUUCUUAACCGGCGGCAUCCUUUGCCUCUAGUAUGUUAUAUGUAAUUUAACUGUUAAUAAUAAGUAAAGUCUAUUGAUAAGUACCAUCAAAUAGGAUAAGUAUUAUUAAAAUUAUUUAAAACGUUCAUUCGACAUGUUAUGAACAUAGAUAGUAUGAAUUACCGAUAGUUGAACAUUAAAGAUAUUGUUUUGAUAUUGUUCGGAUUAAUAUUGAUGUUAAGUAUGAAUUAAUUAGUUGGAACUAAUUGAUCAACAUAUAUAAUUUAUUUUCAAACUUUCGAUAAUUUUAUGUUAGUUGUAAUCUCAAAGACUAUUUCGUAGUUACACGAGUACGAAAUCCAAUAUGAGGAUAGAAUUUCAUUUUGUUUUUCGUUGAGUAAAUGAAAAUAUUAAAAACGAAUUAUCAAAACUAAGCAAGAAUAACAUCCUUUAAGAAUUUUCCAUUUUUUUAUUCUCGAAAAUAUUUGGAAUCAAUCUUGAUUAAAAUAAAAGAUUUCAAUUUUUUUAAAUUUAACCUUUUUGUGAAUUAAAGUUUCACAAACGAUGAGUAUUUCACUGAAGCCAAUGAACACUUUUAUCUAUCCUGUUUAAACUCCUGUUGAAUUAAUCUACUACCUAUUACAUAGCUAAUAUAGUUGAACGAAUCGUCAUAUGGAUUAUCAGCUGAAAUAUGGCUGAAUGAUUAAUUAUUAGGUUAUGGUCGGGAGUUUUUCGAAAUUAGUAGAUAAAUAUUAUCAUCUUUUAACAUGAACUAUAUACCAUUGGAUAGAGAUCAUUAUUCUGCAUAGAUUGUUGUGGUUAUCAAGGUGACUUAAGCUUCGGGGCGAAUUGUGAUAAGUAUUACUUCAGAAAAUCUCAUUUUUGUGGUUUUCACUAAAUCCAGCCGGCUCUAUGAAUUUUUUCGAGAUGAGUUAUAUAGGUUUGGAUAAAUCAUGAAAUUCUACGUCGAUUGACCUAUGAUUUACGAGUGUCUUAUGUACUCAGGCGAAUCGUCAUGGUUUUAACGAAAAAUGCUAAUUUUUCUCUAUGUGUCUUAUGGAUUCUUGUGGUUUUUUUGUUACCAUACAUUUGAAGUUUCGUGGGAUGUGAUGAUACCAUUAGAUAAAGCUCGUUGACUUCUACGUGGCUUACUAGUUUUAUUUUGUGGCUUAGACAUUGAGGUGAAUUAUCGUAGGAAAUACUCUAAUCGGCUGUUAACUUUUCUUAGGUAAUUGUACUUGAAUUUAGUUAUUUUUUCAGUAACCUAUUUCAAAUGGUUUCAUUCUGCAGAGUUGAUGAUAUUAUGUUACAACUGAUAUAAUAUUUGAUGAAUAAUGAAUAAUGUGCUGUGUUUUUUUUUGUUUUUACAUUGAGUUAUCAUUGAAAUAUUUAUUUAGAAAAAUCUAGCCAAAAUAUUUAAACAACUACUAAAGACUUGUAGCAGUGUAAGACAAUAAGGAAGUUUGCUACAUAAUCCGAUACUUUCAUCAGCAUAUAUAACUCGUCUACUUACAUUAUAUAUUGUUACAAUUCUUAUAUGAAACAGUUUUCUUCUCAAUUAUUUUGCUCAUCAAAUUAUGUAAUUUCAUUGUUUAGAUAUCAUUUUUUGUUUUGAGCAGCUAAUCUAUUUAAGUCACAAAUGCGAAUUUUGAAAGAAACUAUUCUUAAUUAAGAGAUAUAUAUAGCCGAAUUGAUGAAUAGUAGCCAGACUUGUAAUUAUGAAUCGACCGGUUAUAAUUCAGUCCGGUUGAAUCUUUAUAACCAGUUCAUUUUCAACAUUUUUUAAAUCUAUGUUUUGCUCAUUUAAACUAGUCUAUUUUGUUCGUUUUUAUCGAUUCUAAUAUUCUAUUAAUGAUCAAUCAUUAUAUGAAAUGCAAAGGUUUCAUAAUGAGUAAAUUUUUCUUUGGCAUUAAAAUGAAAAGUUUAACUUUAAAGAUUACCCUUUAUCAUCGUAUAAUGAGAGUCUUUGAUAUUGAUCAAUAUAUUGAUUAUGAUUAUGAAAAAUAAAUUAGUCAUUAAAAACAAAAAAUUCAUUCUUAAUUAAAGAUUUUUCAUCUUGACUUUUUAAGACAUUUGUUGUAGAUUGUAUUUAAGUAACUGUGAGAAAAUCUCAAUGGCUAAUAUAUUUUCAAUUUACGUUUUCAUUAGAAAACUAUCAGAAAAGUUUUCAUUUCGUAGUCAAAGUUAGAUUAACUUUUAGCUUCUUGCAACUAAAAAUACUCAAAUAUUAAGAAAACAAAAAUAAAAAGUGUAAUACUAAAAUUGAACGAUAUUUAAUUUAUUUUUUUCUUUCUAAAUGAGGUAUUAACCAUAAAUUCGAACGAAGAUGUCUUUCAAUAAUGUUAAAUAGUGAUUUGAAAGAAGAAAAUAUCUUUAUUGGAGGAAAUAAGGAAAAGCAAAACAUAGAGACUAUUUAAUAGAACUUUUCGUGAGUUACGAUAUGCAAAAUUUACAACAAAAAAAAAAAUGUUUCCUUCGUUCUUAAUAAUAGUGUAAACGUAAUAUGUCAAACAAAAAUAAAAGUUGCUACUGGUAGAAAUUUCAAGAGUUAUAUUAAUUUCACAUUGUAUAUCAUCGUAGAGUCAUGCUCAAAAAAUGUUUGUUAAAAUAAAUAUUUUGUUAAAAGAUUUUUGAAAUGAACCGUAGUUUUUUGCUGAUUAAAUGAAGAAUUUUAGCCAGUACCUAGUCUAACAUAAAUGAUAUUGAAACGGUUAUGAGACAGAUGGAUGUAUUUGAGUAUCAGUAUGAUUCGUUUUUCUGAUAUACGAAAAACCCUUUUUCACAUGCAGAAUAUGUAGUUUUGAUUGUUUUCAAAGGCAUUUUAAUGGUUUUGUGACUUUGCAACUAAGAAAAUAUUUUUGUCUUGCAUUUAUAAGUUAUGAUAUGUUAGGAUUUUUGUUGCUAUUUAUUUAUUUUAGUAUAUAUGUCGUAUCUGAUUGAUCUUUAUAGUAUAGUUUGUUCAUACCGAUUCGAAAUCUUAGUGAAAGCCUGUUAUUUAGCGGCAUCUUCAAAAUAAUAUCGUUUUAUUGUCUAUAGCAAAUUAUCUUUUGUCACUUAUAAUUGAACUUCAUGAAAUCGUUUUAAAAAAAAAAUAAUAAUAAUAAUAAUAAUAAUAAUAUUGCUGAUUACUAAAUAUUGGAUCUUUUUUUAAAUUCUGAAUGGUUAUUUAUGUUGUCAGCCAAUAUUAGAGGUCGCACUUGCACUCAUAAUGAUUACAACAACAUAGGGUAAGUAUGUAGUAUACACUACGUCUAAGUGAAAUAGUCGAUCGAGCAUGUAAACACGUGGGCUUUUUUUUUUGUACCUUAAAUCAUUGUUGAAACAGGUACUCUUUUUUUUUUUUGUUUAAUUUUUAUUUUUAAAAAAAGAAAAAAAUAGUCUAUUACUUGCAGAUGUUGUCGUUAUUUACUAAUUAUAUCAUAUUUCUUUGCUUAUUGAUUGUCAUCAACGCAGAUGAGAAGAAAUAUUCUGACAAAGAUAAUGUAAGAGUUUAAAAAAAAAAAACGAAAAUUUUUGAAUUAUUUUUAUCGUUUGUUAUUUUUUAGGUAAUAAUUUAUGUUAAUAAAGUUGGUCCUUAUUCUAAUCCACAAGAAACUUAUCAUUAUUAUUCUCUUCCUGUGUGUCGUCCAUCGAAAAUUGUAUCAAAAGAUUUGACACUUGGUGAAGUUUUAUCGGGUGAUCGAAUGGCUCAUUCUCUAUAUGAAAUAAAAUUUAAUGAGGAAAUUAAUAAUAAACAAUUAUGUUCGUUAACAUUAAAUUAUGAUGAAAUAAAUGCAUUAAGAUUAUCGAUUGAAGAAUUUUAUUUUUUUGAAUUUGUUAUUGAUGAUAUUCCACUUCGAGGUUUUGUUGGACAAAUUGAAGAAACAAAUUUAUUUCCACAUAAACAUCAUAUAUAUGUUUAUACUCAUCAUCAUUUUGAUUUUCAUAUUAAUAAUAAUCAAAUUAUUUAUGUUAAUAUAAGUACAAAAGAUCAUCCACCAACAUCAUUAGAUGAUGAUUCAGUAAGAACUCUUAAACUUGAAUUUACUUAUUCAGCUAAGUGGCAUAAAACAGAAACAACCUAUAAAGAUCGUGCAAAAUACAUAGCUAAUACGGGAUUUUUUCCCGAGACCCUUGAGAUUCAUUGGUUAUCUGUUAUUAAUUCGAUGGUACUUGUAUUUCUUCUAAUGGGUUUUGUUGUUAUUAUUCUUAUAGAACUCGGAAAACCUAUUAAAUAA